This is a messenger RNA of Pistacia vera, 910 nucleotides long. Its product is annotated as photosystem II core complex proteins psbY, chloroplastic. NCBI's taxonomy places the organism in Eukaryota, Viridiplantae, Streptophyta, Magnoliopsida, Sapindales, Anacardiaceae. The record is from RefSeq and is a predicted model, not a curated record. Gene Ontology annotation, biological process: photosynthesis; cell redox homeostasis. The transcript has a single exon. Bases 134 to 697 code for a protein of 187 amino acids. Gene Ontology annotation, molecular function: manganese ion binding. Gene Ontology annotation, cellular component: photosystem II; chloroplast thylakoid; membrane.
AAUUUGCCUCAAUUUCUCAUCAAAUCUUCAACUCGACUUUCCCAUCUUAACCACCCAUACAACUCUAGAGAGCACUGACAUUCUUCAUUCAGCAUCAGACUCAAGAGCCUAACACAAUCCAUACAUAUCAUCAAUGGCUGCAACAAUGGCUACAAUGGCUGUGCUUAAUGCUAAGUGUUUGAGCAUCAACACAACCAAAAACAUCAACCACAACAAACCAACCAUCCAAAACCUCCCAAAAGGUCUGGCCAUCUCAAAACCGGCUGACAAUUCAGCCGCACUAGCUGGUACUGCUAUUGCAGGAGCAAUCUUUUCAACUUUGAGCUCCUGUGAUGCAGCUUUUGCAGCACAACAAAUAGCCGAAAUAGCAGAAGGUGACAACCGUGGCUUAGCACUAUUGCUACCAAUCAUACCAGCCAUCGGUUGGGUGCUCUUCAACAUUCUCCAACCCGCACUGAACCAAAUAAACAAGAUGCGUAGCACCAAGGGAGUGAUAAUCGGGCUUGGACUCGGUGGAUUGGCUGGGUUGAUGUCAAUGCCACCACAUGCAUCGGCUAGUGAAAUUGCGAUGUUGGCUGAUGCUACAAAUGACAACAGGGGCCAGCUUCUGCUGUUUGUUGUUGCUCCAGCGAUUCUGUGGGUGCUCUACAACAUUCUUCAACCGGCUUUGAACCAAAUCAACAGGAUGAGGUCUUAGGGAGAGAUCGAUGAAUGGAUUUUGUAGGGUGUGAUAUAUGCAACAAAAUUAUUAUUUGUGUAAUUGCACCUAUUGUUAAUGAACUACUUUUUUUUUCUUUUUCCCGAGUUGAAUUGUAAUUAAAGUGCUCAGAUCAGAUCAGAAAUGGUUAUGUCUCAUCACCUCUUCUUGUUUACUUAAUGGUAGAUUGAUAUAAUAUGUAUAAUUGGGGUA